Molecule: messenger RNA, 1218 nt
Organism: Asparagus officinalis (garden asparagus)
Lineage: Eukaryota; Viridiplantae; Streptophyta; Magnoliopsida; Asparagales; Asparagaceae
Exons: 6
Coding region: 209-985 (258 amino acids)
Biological process (GO): pectin metabolic process
Molecular function (GO): methyltransferase activity
Source: RefSeq, a predicted model, not a curated record
UUACCCAAACCACUACCGCUGUCUCCUCCGUUACCUGCAGCUCUCUACAUCAAACCUAGGUGAGAAACCGGCUCCAGAUCCACCGACAGAGCCCUAGAAAUCUAAACCUCGAACCCAGUACUAAUUCCUUCAUCUAGAUCUCUCUCUUGUUCCCCUCACAUUGACCAAGCCUAGGGUUUCUCAUAAUCGUCUCAAAAUCUAGAUCCCAAUGUCGAGGAGAGCAGUUCCAUCUCGGCGGUUGAACGACGAUGCCGGCAUCCCCAUGGCGAGUUCUAUGCAGCAGAAGUCCAAGACCUCGCCUUUGGUCUCGGUCGGAUUGGUCGUUUUGGGUGUUCUGCUGAUUGUUGGGUACUCUUAUAGUAGAUCAGGUGGAUUCGGGGGUAAUAAAGAGAUUUCUCACUUGGGGGAAGGUGCUUCCUGUACGCUCGAAGUUCAACAAGCAAUACCUAUUCUACAAAAAGUAUAUGGCGACAGCAUGAGAAGAGUUUUGCAUGUAGGUCCUGCAACCUGCAGUGUGGUUACGAAACUAUUAAAAGAAGAAGACACUGAAGCAUGGGGUGCUGAACCAUAUGAUCUUGAAGAUGCUGAUAGCAGCUGCAAGGGCCUUGUGCGAAAGGGUUUAGUUCGUGUAGCUGAUAUCAAGUUCCCUCUACCUUACCAACCAAAGUCAUUUUCUCUUGUCAUAGUGUCAGAUGCACUGGAUUACUUAUCUCCAAAGUAUCUUAACAAGACUCUUCCAGACUUGGCGAGGGUGUCCAGGGAUGGUCUCGUUGUAUUUACUGGCUAUCCAGGCCAACAGAGAGCCAAACUUUCUGAUCUAGCAAAAUUUGGACGUCCGGCCAAACUACGAAGUGCAUCUUGGUGGAUUAGGUUCUUUUUCCAGACUGGCUUAGAGGAAAAUGAAACUGCAACAAAAAAGUUCGAGCAAGCUGCUAGCAAGAGAUCAUACAGGCCCAGCUGUCAAAUUUUUCAUCUCAGCUCUUAGCACUGCUGUGCGUCAUUUUUCUAGUUCAAGAUAAGUGUACCUAUUUCCACUAUCUCCGGAUUCUCAGCUCUCGUGUUGCUUAUUACAUUUGGAUGCAGAAUUUUUGUUGUAAUCUCCCUUGUAUUAAUUUUCUUAGAUUGUAAUCCUUUGAAAUAAUUGUUUGAUUGAAGUCAUUUUAAAAUGUUAGUGAUUACUUCUUGUUUACAAAAGAGUUCUAUGAAACUAGAUACCUA